Molecule: messenger RNA, 711 nt
Organism: Cucurbitaria berberidis CBS 394.84
Lineage: Eukaryota; Fungi; Ascomycota; Dothideomycetes; Pleosporales; Cucurbitariaceae
Product: P-loop containing nucleoside triphosphate hydrolase protein
Exons: 3
Coding region: 1-711 (236 amino acids)
Cellular component (GO): cytoplasm
Source: RefSeq, a predicted model, not a curated record
AUGGCGAAAGAUUUCAAGGUGGAUACCCUUCCUGAGACGAUACUCGAUUUGGUUAGACGAGUCGAAAAGCUUCUGUCCCGCCAAGCGACCAACCCGCAUCAGCGAAUCCUCAUCGCACUUGCGGGUGUGCCAGGCUCUGGGAAAUCAACGGUAUCUCAGGCACUCCUGACUGAGCUUGCGUUGCGUGAGGUUCGCGAUGUCGCAGUCGUACCUAUGGAUGGCUUCCAUUACACCAAAGAAGUCUUGUCGAAGUUCCUGGAUCCUGAUCUAGCUUUUCGAAGACGUGGUGCUCCAUUUACCUUUGACGCCGAUGCUUUCGUAGACCUUGUGAGAGCGCUGAAAACGACACCUGUGACGACGAACCAUGAACCGGAGCUCUUCAUACUAGCGCCAAGUUUCGACCACGCAAUCAAAGACCCUGUUCAAGACGCGAUCACUGUCUCCUCUCGUACUCGCCUGGUCAUCGUCGAAGGCAACUACACGCUCCUUAGACAGAGCCCUUGGAACCAGGUUGCCGACGCCUACGAUGAAAGGUGGUUCGUCGAUGCUCCCGUGAAAUUAGUGAAAGACCGCCUGGCUCAACGCCAUCUUGCAGCUGGUAUUGAAACGUCAGCGCUAGCCGCUGCUCAAAGAGCAGAAGAAAAUGAUAUUCCAAAUGGGGAGCUAAUACGAUCGCUGCUCAUCAGGCCCGACGUCGUCAUCGAAAACUGA